AUGAGACGUGUGAUCGAUUACAUCGUAAAGGUCAGGGCUGUCAAGCCAUUGAGUAAAACAGGUAUCUUGCUGCUAGCGCAUUGCCAGGCUUGCAAUGAACGUGGGCUUCUACUGCACUGGGCCUCAACGAGUCUUUUUGACGUGAAGCUCCAGCCGCUCUCAUCGUUCUUGCAGCCCUUUUGGAACGAACUGAACGCUUUGCCCAUUGAUUUGUGGCUGAUCAACACGGCCACUGAGGAGAUGGAUCACCGCCAAAGGAUGAAAUGCUUAGGCAACCUGGUGGUCCCAGCUCAGGGAGCCCUGGCCAUGGAUAUCCUCCAAAGGAUGCGGCUUGAGCCGAACAGUUUGUGUGCGGCUUGA
This is a messenger RNA of Durusdinium trenchii, 360 nucleotides long. Lineage: Eukaryota; Dinophyceae; Suessiales; Symbiodiniaceae. The record is from the annotation of a GenBank genome assembly.